This is a messenger RNA of Diaporthe batatas, 1029 nucleotides long. RefSeq lists its product as uncharacterized. The transcript is spliced from 3 exons. NCBI's taxonomy places the organism in Eukaryota, Fungi, Ascomycota, Sordariomycetes, Diaporthales, Diaporthaceae. Bases 1 to 1029 code for a protein of 342 amino acids. The record is from RefSeq and is a predicted model, not a curated record.
AUGUAUUCCUACAAUCUACAGGAGUCAAGCCCAUUCUUCUCAAAGCUACCUGCGGAGCUUCGCUUGGAGAUUUACGAGUUUAUUUUCUGUUCCACCUGCUUAUCUUUCGUCAAGCAAACAAGGGACAAAGCGAAAGACGGCAGCGCCCGCCUACUCCCAGACCCCAAUGGCUUGAGCGCCCUCCGCGUCUGCCGUCGAUUCAAUGAGGAGAUCGGAGACCGUUGGCUGGGCCAGGUCCUAUUGAGCUUCCAUGACCCGCUGACAGUGCUGAAGAAGCUCAGUGCCCUGGACCAGCAGACCCUCGGGAAGCUGCGCAACUUGCGCUUUUGGUGCUCAACCCCAAUGGUGGAGAAAAAGCCAGGCGCAGGGAUGCGAUUCCGGUUGUCAAACUUCCUUGGGAUGCUGAGCGGACUGAACCUUGAUAGGCUUAUCAUUUCCGGCCCACACCGGAGAGAGUACCAAUACCUCGAACUGGAUGCCCUAAUCAGGGGCAGUAAUGGGUGGAAGGAACUCUACUACGUGUCUGCGAGCUCCGAAAUGCUCGGCUUUGAGAAAACCGCGGUUGUCUCCCUCCUUUACUCCCGCCGCACCGUCCAGCGCGCACCGCAGCCAUCGACAUGGACUGAAGCAAUUGCAGCCCGCGAUGGACCCACGGCGUCUGUCACCAUUUAUCGGUGCACGGAUGAGGUUUUGAAAGGUUCCAUGAUAUACAACUCGCUCAAUCGCCAGGUCUUCACUGAUCAGGUUGCGAAGCCUGGGAGAGAGUCCGAAUAUGGGGUUGAGCGAGACACCGCUCUGAUGGCACCCGGUGAAAGGAAUAAAGAGAUUUUGGUGGUAGUUAAGAGAGGCAAGAACGUUGACUCCACCGAGAAGGGCAACUUGCGAAUUCUGAAAAGAUACAUUAUAAAUUAUCACACUAGAGUAAUGCCCGAGGAGCGAACCGGGCCCCUGCCUAGGUCCGACGACUGCGACCUGCUCAAGUACCUAGAACCAUAUGACGAUGACUACUUGAUGGGAUCCGAGAACUAA